Puccinia triticina is the source of this 264-nucleotide messenger RNA. RefSeq lists its product as uncharacterized. NCBI's taxonomy places the organism in Eukaryota, Fungi, Basidiomycota, Pucciniomycetes, Pucciniales, Pucciniaceae. Bases 1 to 264 code for a protein of 87 amino acids. The transcript has 3 exons. The record is from RefSeq and is a predicted model, not a curated record.
AUGAACAUCUCGUUAGUCUUUGUCUUAGCCUCCUUGAUGGCCUUCCAAAUCGUUACUGUUUCGGCCGUGCCUGUUGUCGAGGGAGUCGAGCCCCAGGGUUUGGUCCCGAAAGUCUUACACCGCAAAGACGAGGCCGAGGAAGAAGUUGAGGUGUGGAAACGGCGAAACUGUUCAUGUGAACCUGCAGAUUAUCGAACCCAAACGGCAGAGGCUCUCUUCGACUUGGCCAGCGUUUUCCAGCUCUUACGGCGAUCGCAGAUAUGA